Cladophialophora yegresii CBS 114405 is the source of this 1302-nucleotide messenger RNA. RefSeq lists its product as uncharacterized. The record is from RefSeq and is a predicted model, not a curated record. Bases 1 to 1302 code for a protein of 433 amino acids. Lineage: Eukaryota; Fungi; Ascomycota; Eurotiomycetes; Chaetothyriales; Herpotrichiellaceae. The transcript is spliced from 2 exons.
AUGCCUGAAACCACCCAACAGAUCUAUUCCCGUGGGAUCUACCACGCUCUACCCACCUUCCCACCCGAUGUGAAGGACCUGACCGCCAUCAUCACCGGCGCAAACGGCAUCUCCGGCGCGUACAUGCUGCGCGUGCUCGCCCAGUCGCCCACGCGCUGGAAGAGAAUUAUCUGCCUGUCCCGCCGCCCACCGCUCGUGCAAGGGGGCCUGCCCAACAACGCCGAACACAUCGCCGUCGACUUCCUCACCUCGCCGGAGGAUAUCGCGCAGGUGCUCAAGCAGAACAACGUCACCACGGUAGACUACGUCUUCUUCUACAGCUACGUGCAGACGGCCCCGAAGCCAGGCGAGGGCCUCUGGAGCGACGCCGCAGAGAUGGCUCGCGUGAACACGCUGCUGCUCACGAAUUUUUUAUCGGCCUUCCCGCUGGCCACCCUUAGCCCCAAGAGGAUCAUGCUCCAGACGGGCGCGAAGAACUACGGCGUGCACCUCGGCCCGACAAAGUUGCCGCAAGAGGAAUCCGACCCGCGCGUCGACCAGUUCGAGCCGAACUUCUACUAUCCCCAGGAGGACGCGCUGUUCAGGUACUGCGACUCCCAGACCGCGGGGUGGAACAUCUGCAUGCCGGGCCCGAUCCUCGGCGCCGUGCCGGAUGCGGCAAUGAACCUCGCGUUCCCGCUGGCCGUGUACGCCGCCAUCACCGCACAUAUGAAAGGGCAGCUGGAAUUCCCGGGCGACAUCGCCUCGUGGCAGAGCUACACCUCCAUGUCGAGCAGCAUGUUGAACGCCUACCAGGAGGAGUGGGCCGUGUUGACGCCCGCGGCGGAGAACCAGAAGUUCAACACAUGGGAUGAUUCCGCCUUCACGUGGGAAGGGUUCUGGCCAAGGCUCGCGGGUUGGUACGGCGUGGCAUGGAAGGGUCCGGACGAGGGCGCGAAAUACGUGGAGCGAGUAACGCGGUUCAAUCCGCGAGGCUACGGCGGCAAGGGCGUGAGUCGGCGGAGGUUCACGUUUGUCGAGUGGGCGGGGCGCAAGGACGUGGCGGAUGCGUGGAGGGAGAUGGCGCAGAGGGACGGGCUGGUGCAGAAGGACUUGAAGGACAUGGAUGUCGAACGCGUGUUUUCAUUCCUGGAUGGCACGGUGUGCAGGGCCGCGCCGCUUAUCUUUUCAAGUGAUAAAGCACGGAAACUGGGAUGGCAUGGUUUCGUCGACACCUCAGAGUCACUGCUAGAAGUCUUCGACGAUUUGGCCAAGUUGAGGAUGAUUCCUCCGGUGCCCAAGGUGGAGGUGAAAUUUAAUUAG